This is a messenger RNA of Ectocarpus siliculosus, 420 nucleotides long. The record is from the annotation of a GenBank genome assembly. Lineage: Eukaryota; Phaeophyceae; Ectocarpales; Ectocarpaceae.
AUGAUGGCCAUGGUGUCUACCGCGAUCCGCCCGCUCGGCCUGGUCGUCUUGGCUGCUCUCGCAGUGUCUACUGCAGCACAGUCGGGAUCGAAUUGCGAAGUCAGCGACCUCGAUGAGUACGAGUUCAUGCACUCUCCAACCCACGGAUUCGUCAUCUACUGGACACACGACACGGACACAGUCUCCUUCAUGGUGGAGGCCGAGGCCGAGCAAUGGACGGCGGUAGGCUUCUCGCCGGACGGAGACAUGGUCGGGUCAGACGCCGUCAUCUACCGCCCGGAGGACGAAGAAGUUUCGGAACAGUUUCUCGACGCACAGAAAACCGAUGACCCGCCAACGCUUUGGCAUGGUGGGUCCUCCAAGGCGGCUGGGACAAAGGUUAAGGUUAGCAGAGAUUUUCGCCGCACAUGUGUACGCUAG